This is a messenger RNA of Pseudogymnoascus verrucosus, 2557 nucleotides long. RefSeq lists its product as uncharacterized. The transcript has 4 exons. Lineage: Eukaryota; Fungi; Ascomycota; Leotiomycetes; Thelebolales; Thelebolaceae. The coding region runs from base 739 to 2394 and encodes 551 amino acids. The record is from RefSeq and is a predicted model, not a curated record.
CAUCAUUUUCUCCUUUUCUCCUUUUUUGCCUUUAUAUCCUUAUAUCUCCUUGUAUAUAUAUCCCCCGUAUACCUCUGACAGAAGGCGAAACGCCAUUGAAGUGUCGGUGAAGCUGUAUUCCCAGACAAUAUUGGCAAUUAUAGGCCUUUGUAGCCUUGUGCAUGAGUCGAGCGCCCGUCCUACCGUGACAUAUUCUCCGAAAACAGAGCGACAAAGCGACAGAGCGAGUCUAAUCCCUUCGCAAUAUACUCAAUAAGUACUGUAUAUCGCAUGCAGCCUAUCAUACCCAGCGCAUAUUCGAAUACGCCACCAGAUACGACAAACUAAAGCCGCCAUCUUCCCCGUCGACGCGCUAUUCGACUCUCCGCAGCCACUCACGGCCUUAUAUCCUUGAUAUCUUCUCCUUCCGUACUGUACAAUACAGUGCUGUCACAGGAAGGCUGCAUCUCGGUCGCGUCCGUCGCGUCCCUUGAUCCCUACCGAUCCCUACCCCCAGCAGUCGCACCUUACCCACUCCGCACAAGCACGCAUUGAAACAUUUCGAAGCGGCGAAGAUCCCUCGCAUAACACGAUAAACCCUCGACUCCAAGACACAUCCUGACAACCAACAUCGAGAGUUUCGAGUAACCAUAGCCACUCAUCGAGCGCAGACCCUCUUCAUACCCUUCCCCCUCCUCUCGGUCCCCCCCUUCCCCCUCCAGGCCCCCACACCACCCCCCCCUCCCCUGGGCCAAGGCCAUGUACGCACCACAGUAUCCCUUUGCGCCGGGUCCCAAUGCGCCUCCUCCACCGCAACAACAACAGCCUGGUUACAUCCAGAAUCCCGCGGCACAGCAGCAGCAGAUGAUGUAUAACCCUCAGCAGCAGGGCCAACAAUUCGGGAUGCCGAUGGGUGGCGUCCCGCAGCAGCCGCCUUACGGCCCCGGUAUGAAUGGGCCCAAUAUGGUGCCAGGCCCAAACGCGGUGAUGAUGCAGAAUGGCGGCGCCGGAAUGCCGCAUAUGGGCCCGGGAAACAAUGGCAUUGCAUCCUACCAAACGCCCUACAACAACUCCCCAUACGGCAUGCAAGGUGGCCCGCCAUCCUCUGGUCCUCAACAACAAGCUUUCCUCCCCGCUGGCGCGAAUGCUGCACAGUCAGGCUUCGUCCAGCCAGCGCCGCAGCAGCGCAUGCACACUCCUCAGCAACAUCAACAACAGCAGAUGGGCACGCCGCAGCGCGGUUCUUCAUACGGUCCUGUCCCGGGACAACACACGACACCACCACAUACACAGGCUCCGUCACAAUUUAUGCCUCCUCAGCCAGGAACACCGCAGAUGGCGAUGCCUAUGCAACAGCAGCAGGGGCUCGCGCAGCAGGGACAACAAGCGCAACAGCCUGUACAACAGCCACAAUCGGCGGGGCAGACGCCCGUGACACCGUCGUUCCCUACGUCGGCUGGGGGGAUGGCUACACCGUUAAGCCCUGGGUCUGAAGUGAGAGAGAAGGAUAGGGUUAGCCUGCUGCUGGAUAUUAACAGGGUGCUGUUGAUGGAGGUGAUGAGGCUACAAGCUGUGCAGGCGGAAGCAAAAGCGAAGGUGGAAUCAGACGACAAGAAGGACGACAAGGAGGAUGGGGCUGAGGGAGCGAAGGAUAAAGAGAAGAAGGACGAUAAGGCGAAGGAGAAGCCUAAGAUUGAUCCUGUUACGGGCAAGGAGUUUGUGGAAUGCAUGCGGAGGAUACAAUAUAACCUGGCAUAUCUCGCCGCCAUCGCUGACCGGUCACACAAACCAUCAUCACAGAUCCCACCCCACCCAGCCGUCAUCUCAGCGCCGUCUCUCACCCCUCUCCCCAAACCCGCCACCUCGUCGCCAACCUCCCCCAAUGGCGCCGUCAAAAGCACCGAUGGCGCCGCAGACGCCGAAGUCGAAGACCGCGCCGAGACCUUGAAGAAACAAUACAAGCGCCUCCAAGAGCUCUUCCCCGGCGUGGACCCCAAGAAAGAACCGACCGUGCAGCCCGCACAAGCGGCUCAAAAGCAGCAGCAGCAGCAACAACAACAACAGCCAGGUCCGUCAGCUCCGCAAAAGGCCCAAAUGGCUGCCCAGAUGCAAGCGCAGCUCGCGCAGAUGAGCCAGGCGCAGAAGAUGGAAUUCAUGCAGCGGAAAGGAAUGCAGCAGAUGGCGCAACAGCAGCCGAAUGCGCAGCAGCAACAACAACUGCAGCGGAUGAGGCAGCAACAGCAACAGAUGCAGCAGCAGCAACCUGGAUGGCGGCCAGGACAGCCGGGGGGCCCGCAGCAGGGAGGGCCGCAGCGGAUGGGGCCGGGGAUGCAGCAGGGUGGUGGGAUGGAUAUGAGCGGGAUGGGGAUGGGAUCACCGUCAGUGCAGGGGAUGCAGCAACCGGGCCAGCAGUGAGCGACGAGUGUAGCCGCUCCAAUAUCGAUGGGCGCAAGGGCAAGAAUAAUCGCAGCAAGGACAGGAUUGUCUAAAACGGUGUACGAGGGGAAGCAGCUUAACGGUGUCUGGCAUCAGGAGCAUGGCGUCUUUAUAAAAAAAGGAGGAAAAUGGAGAUUUGGGG